Messenger RNA from Cucumis sativus (cucumber), 2034 nucleotides. Its product is annotated as probable nucleoredoxin 1. NCBI's taxonomy places the organism in Eukaryota, Viridiplantae, Streptophyta, Magnoliopsida, Cucurbitales, Cucurbitaceae. The transcript is spliced from 4 exons. Bases 162 to 1847 code for a protein of 561 amino acids. The record is from RefSeq and is a predicted model, not a curated record. Gene Ontology annotation, molecular function: thioredoxin-disulfide reductase (NADPH) activity.
GCCUUUCCAUCGUCAACCUCAUAGGCUUCCUGUUGCGUUUUUCUAAUGCUAAUAACCACUUUUGAUUUCCCUUUAUUAAUGGCGAUUCCUUUCAUUUUCAUCUGUUCUAUUCUUAUUCACUUCCAUUUAUCCUGUAAAACUCAUCAACUAACUAUUCCCUUAUGGCUUCUGAUGCUGUUCAUGACAUCAAUUCUCUCUUUUCCUCCGAUGGAACAGAUUUUCUCAUCCGCAAUAAUGGCGAUCAGGUGAAAAUCAGUUCCUUAAUUGGGAAGAUUGUGGGGUUGUAUUUCUCCGCCUCUUGGUGUCCUCCUUGUCACCGUUUUACUCCAAUAUUUGCUGGGGUUUAUGAGGAAUUAGCUUCAAAGGGUGAUUUUGAAGUUGUCUUUGUUUCUAGUGACAACGAUGAAGAGUCUUUCAAGGAUUAUUUCUCUAAAAUGCCAUGGUUGGCAAUUCCAUUCUCUGAUUCAGACACCAAUCAACGUUUGAAUGAACUUUUCAAAGUCAGGGGAAUUCCUCAUCUUGUUGUUCUCGACGCCAAUGGGAAGGUUUUAACUAAUGAUGGAGUGAGACUUGUCAGUGAAUAUGGGGUUAAUGCCUAUCCUUUUACUUCUGAGCAGAUCAAACUUUUGAAGGAGAAAGAGUUGGAAGCGAAAAGAAACCAAACCAUUAGUUCCAUUUUGGUUUCGAACUCGCGUAAUUAUGUGAUUUCAAACGAUGGAACUCAGAUUCCUGUUUCUGAGCUAGAAGGGAAAGUGGUAGGGUUGUACUUCUCAGUGUAUGGUCAUGAACCAUGUGAUGAUUUUACUUCUAUUUUGGUUGAUGCUUACAAGAAACUCAAAGAGAAGGGAAACAAUUUUGAGAUUGUGUUGCUCUCUUUAGAUGAUGAAGCUGAUGACUUCAAUGAAGCAUUGGAAACACUGCCAUGUCUGGCAUUGCCAUUUCAGGAUGAAAAAUGUAAAAAACUCAUUCGAUAUUUUGAGCUUAGUGAUAUUCCCACCCUUAUCAUAAUUGGACAGGACGGGAAGACUUUGCACCCGAACGCAGUUGAACUCAUAGAAGAGCAUGGCCCUGAUGCAUACCCUUUCACUCCUGAAAAAAUUGAGAAGCUUGUUGAGAUUCAGAAGGCAAAACUUGAGUCACAGACUCUGGAGUCUCUUUUAAUUUCUGGGAAUAAGGAUUAUGUUAUUGGAAAGAACGGUAAAAAGAUCCCGGUAUCUGAGCUCGUUGGCAAGAACAUUCUGCUUUAUUUCUCAGCUCACUGGUGCCCCCCGUGUCGUGCAUUCUUGCCUAAGCUUAUACAGGCAUACGAUGAAAUUAAACAAAAGGACAAAGAGUUUGAAGUGAUUUUCAUUUCAAGUGAUAGUGACCAAGAUUCCUUUGAGGAAUUCUUUUCAGGGAUGCCUUGGUUAGCCCUGCCAUUUGGUGAUGAAAGGAAGAAGUUCCUAAAUCGGAGGUUCAAAAUUCAAGGCAUUCCUACACUUGUAGCCCUUAACCGAAGUGGUUGUACUGUUUCAACAGAUGCUCGUAAGCUUAUACAAUCUCACGGAGCAGAUGCCUAUCCAUUCACAGAGGAACGUCUGAAGCAAUUGGAGGCACAGUUGGAAGAAGAAGCAAAGGGGUGGCCUGAGAAACUAAAUCAUGAACUACAUGAAGAACAUGAACUUGUUCGAACACAUCAAGCUGAAUAUUCUUGCGAUGGUUGCGAUGAGAUGGGGUAUGGUUGGUCGUUUUACUGUGAGGAAUGUGACUUCAGUUUGCACCCAAACUGUGCUAUGAAAAACGACGACGGGGCUGAGGAGCAGAAAGAAGGGUGGAUUUGCGAGGGAGACGUGUGCCGUAGAGUUUAAGGAAACAUAUGCAAAAUUGCAAAGAAAGUAUAUGAAAGGCUAUGAGGGUAUAUGUUAUUUGCUAAUUGUUACCUUCUUUUCUGUUCUUCCAUGGUGUGUUCUGUGUACUUUGUUGUUCCAAAUCACUUGGUAUGUAAUGAGAUUUCGUAGUUCGAAUAAAAUCAAAAGAAGUUGGCAGUUUCAAGCA